AUGACACAGAAAGUCAAUCUGUCUUCAGUCUCCCUCGGAGUGGAGGGCAUGACAUGUGGCUCCUGUGUCCAGUCCAUAGAGCAGCGAAUUGGGACGCUCCCCGGGGUCAUACAUAUAAAGGUGUCUUUAGAGCAGAAGAAUGCCACUGUAUUAUUUGACCAGAGCCACCAGAGCCCAGAGUCUCUGUCGGAGGCCAUCGAGGACAUGGGCUUUGAAUCGAGUCUAUCAGCGUCCAGCGCAGCCACCCCCGUCUCCACGGACACCCAGCUGAUCCCCACCUCAGGCCUGACACCUGCAGCCCAGCAGGAGGCUCUGGAGAAGCUGUCCCAGAUACAGGGAGUGUUGGACGUCAGAGAGAGCCCCUCCCCGAUGGGUCUCACUGUUACCUUUGUUCCUUCCCUGACUUCUUCUUCGCAGCUGAGUGAGGCGGUGGAGGUCCCAGCACCCAGCAGCCCAAUGCAAAUAACCCCAAACAUGUCUCCAUCGCACACUGCGGAUGGCGGGGCGGCGCUCCUCAAACUGAGCAUUGAAGGAAUGACCUGUCACUCCUGCACUACUACCAUUGAAGGAAAGAUUGGAAAACUAAAUGGGAUUGAGAAGAUCAAAGUUGUUUUGGAGACUCAGGAAGCUACAAUCGUGUACCUGCCUUACCUCAUCACUGUCCAAACCAUCACCGACCAGAUUGCUGUUUCUGGCUUCAAGGCGUUCGUCAAGUCCAAGCCUCGCCUCCUGCAGCUGUCCCUCAGCGAAAUCGGACGUUUAGUUGAUUCCCAAAAACCAACUCUCUCUUCACCAUCAGAGGCAUCAGAGGAGUCAGAAAUCUUCAUAGACACAAAACUUAUUGCGCUCAGGGUAAAAGGUAUGCACUGCCGUUCAUGUGUGGUCAAUAUCCAGGACAAUAUCUCCGUGCUGCCUGGUGUCUCCUCAGUGGAGGUUUCUCUGGAGAAGGAGAAGGCCUCCGUCUGUUACGACCCUGUAAAGGUCACUGUGGCUCAGUUGCAGCAGGCCAUUGAAGCGCUGCCUCCAGGGAACUUCAAGACACAGCUCUGGGGCUCCUUGGCCUCUCUCAGUCCUGUUCCCACUCUGCCCACUGCUCUCUUAACUCCCCCCCGGCCUGCUCGAGCAACACAGGCCACACCCGCUGCGUCACAGCCCUGCUUCACCCAGCCUCUAGCAUCCACAGUUAAUAUUCACAUCGAGGGCAUGACAUGCAACUCCUGUGUCCAGUCCAUUGAAGGCAUGAUCUCCCAAAGGAAAGGGGUCACGUCGGCCCAGGUCUCUCUGUCCGAGCACCAGGGGACCUUCGAGUACGAUCCACUCCUGACCACACCUGAGGAGCUGAGGGAGGCUGUGGAGGACAUGGGCUUUGAUGCCUUCCUACCUGAGACCAAUUCAUUGCUUCCUGUACUAAAACCAAGUCUCUCAAAGUCUUCAAAUCUAUCAAAUGUGAAAGAUAAUGAGCUAGACGGUGACCUACAGAAAGAGACUCGGGCACGCAACGGAGACAAAAACGCUAAAUGCUUCAUCCAGAUCGGAGGGAUGACCUGUGCUUCCUGUGUGGCAAACAUCGAGAGAAACCUCAAGAAUGAAACUGGUAUCCACUCUGUACUGGUAGCACUGAUGGCGAGUAAAGCAGAGGUGCGUUAUAACCCUGAUCUCAUCGACCCUGUGAAGAUAGCCGAGUGUGUGAAAGAGCUCGGCUUCUCCGCCUCUGUGAUGGAGAACUAUGAAGGUUCAGAUGGAAACCUAGAACUCGUGGUCAGGGGAAUGACGUGUGCCUCUUGUGUUCACAAGAUUGAAUCCAGCCUCAUGAAAGAAAAGGGGAUUAUAUAUGCCUCUGUUGCCUUAGCAACCAACAAAGCACACAUUAAGCACGACUCUGAAAUUAUAGGGCCGCGAGACAUCAUCAAACUGAUCAAGAAUCUGGGGUUUGAAGCUUCUUUGGUGAAGAGGGACCGCACUGGCAGUCACCUGGACCACAGCAAAGAGAUACGGCAAUGGAGGAAAUCUUUCCUGGUGAGCUUGGUUUUCUGCGUGCCUGUCAUGGGCAUGAUGACCUACAUGAUGAUCAUGGACCACAACAUGAAUGUUUCACACCAACACAACGCCACCAUGGACGACCGCAACCACUACCACGCCACCAUGUUCCUGGAGAGACAGCUGCUCCCAGGCCUCUCCAUCAUGAACCUGUUGUCCUUCCUCUUCUGUGUGCCUGUACAGUUUAUUGGAGGUCGCUACUUCUACAUUCAAGCCUACAAAGCCCUGAAACACCGAUCUGCCAACAUGGAUGUGCUCAUAGUGCUGGCUACCUCCAUAGCCUUCACCUACUCACUGAUUGUCCUCAUAGUGGCCAUGGUGGAGAAGGCAAGAAUCAACCCCAUCACCUUCUUCGACACACCGCCGAUGCUCUUUGUCUUCAUCUCCCUGGGGCGCUGGCUGGAGCAGAUAGCCAAGAGCAAGACAUCUGAGGCUUUGUCCAAGCUGAUGUCCUUACAAGCUACUGAGGCCACGGUGGUGACUCUCAGCAGCGACAAGUCCCUUCUCAGCGAGGAGCAGGUGGAUGUGGAGCUGGUGCAGAGAGGCGAUGUGGUGAAAGUGGUUCCUGGAGGGAAGUUUCCAGUCGAUGGGCGGGUCAUCGAGGGACACUCCAUGGCCGACGAGUCUCUGAUCACAGGUGAAGCCAUGCCGGUGACGAAGAAGCCCGGCAGCUCAGUGAUCGCAGGCUCCAUUAACCAGAAUGGCUCUCUGCUGGUCCGGGCUACACAUGUUGGCCUGGACACCACGCUGUCUCAGAUCGUCAAACUAGUGGAGGAGGCUCAGACUUCAAAGGCUCCCAUCCAGCAGUAUGCAGAUAAGAUCAGUGGCUACUUCGUGCCCUUCAUUGUUGUCAUAUCUUCACUCACACUGGUCGUCUGGAUUGUCAUCGGGUUUUUAGACUUCUCUCUGGUGGUGGAGUACUUUCCUGGUUACGAUAAGAGCAUUUCCAGGACAGAGGCAGUGAUUCGCUUCGCCUUCCAGGCCUCCAUAACGGUGUUGUGCAUCGCAUGUCCCUGUUCCCUCGGCUUGGCAACCCCGACAGCUGUCAUGGUGGGCACAGGGGUUGGUGCCCAGAAUGGCAUCCUGAUAAAGGGAGGAGAGCCACUCGAGAUGGCGCAUAAGGUCCAGACAGUGGUGUUUGAUAAGACUGGGACAAUCACAUAUGGCGCCCCGAAGGUGAUCCAGGUCAAGAUAGUUGUGGAGGGGAACAGGAUGCCUCGCUCCCGACUGCUGGCCAUCGUGGGCACAGCUGAGAACAACAGUGAGCACCCUCUGGGAGCAGCCAUCACCAAAUACUGCAAACAGGAGCUCAGCACGGAGUCUCUUGGCGCCUGCACGGACUUCCAGGCGGUGCCGGGCUGUGGGAUCAGAUGUCAGGUCAGCAACACGGAGACCCUGCAGAGGCAGUCGGACAGCGACAGCGAGGACAACAACCAGCGCAACAGCAUCCUCGUCCAGAUCAGUGACACCCGGAUGUCCACCAGCUCCCAUCCCCUCAUCAUGGACCCACAACCGCUAAGCCUCGUCCAGACGGCCACCUACAUUGUCCUGAUUGGAAACAGAGAGUGGAUGAGGAGGAACUGCCUGCAGGUCAGCCCGGACAUCGAUGAGGCCAUGAUCGAGCACGAGCGCAGAGGACGCACGGCUGUCCUCGUGGCUGUCGACAACACUCUGUGUGCGAUGAUAGCCAUAGCAGACACGGUGAAGCCAGAGGCGGAGCUGGCCGUCCACACCCUGCUCAGCAUGGGGCUGGAGGUGGUGCUGAUGACCGGAGAUAACAGCAAGACGGCACGAGCUAUCGCUGCUCAGGUGGGCAUCAGGAAGGUGUUUGCCGAGGUGCUGCCCUCCCACAAGGUGGCCAAGGUGGAGCAGCUGCAGCAGGCAGGAAAGAUCGUAGCCAUGGUGGGCGACGGCGUCAACGACUCUCCUGCUCUGGCCAUGGCUGACGUAGGCAUCGCCAUAGGAACUGGGACAGAUGUGGCCAUAGAGGCAGCAGACGUGGUGUUGAUCAGGAAUGACCUCCUGGAUGUGGUGGGCAGCAUCGACCUCUCUAAAAAGACCGUCCGGAGGAUCAGGAUCAACUUUGUCUUUGCUCUUAUCUAUAACCUGGUUGGCAUCCCUAUUGCUGCUGGUGUGUUUCUCCCCAUUGGUCUGGUGUUACAGCCGUGGAUGGGCUCUGCUGCCAUGGCGCUGUCCUCGGUCUCCGUGGUCUUAUCUUCCCUGCUGCUCAAAUGUUACACAAAGCCCACGGCGGAGAUGCUGGAGGCCAGGCUGGGGAACAGCAGGCGUCCGGGCAGCCUGUCCGACGUCAGCGUCCACAUCGGGAUGGGCGAGAUGCGGCGUCCCUCCCCCAGACUCAGCCUGCUGGACCGCAUCGUCAACUACAGCCGGGCCUCCAUCAACUCCCUGCGCUCCGACAAGCACUCCCUCAACAGCUUGGUGCUCAGCGAGCCCGACAAACACUCCCUGCUGGUGGGGGAGGCGCAGUGUGAGGAGGAGUUCUGCUGAGGCUCACACGGCCCUCAUGGUUUUAAGCUGAAGUAGAUAACAACAUUUAUUCUAGGCUAGGAAAUUGAAUAAUUGCUGCUGUAGGUGCCUUAGGGCAGCAAUGUUGACUUGGAAAAAAAGCUUACAUGUCCCUGGAUUUUCUUUUAGCUCAACCAGCUGAUCACAUGCACUUCAGAGAGGGAGGAGAGGUUUCUCUCCCUCAGUUGCAGACUAUCUUUUGUUGAGGUCAUCGCCCCAGGGCCCAGUCUUUGACUGAGCCUUUGACUCUCUGUGGGCAUGAAGCAUCUACAGAGCUUUGAAGCGUCCACAUCCAGGAAGCAGAGAGAUAAUCGCCUCUGAUCUGCCAGUACAAUCUUUCCAAAGACAUUUUAACCGUGGUGCCCGGUAUAAGAGAAGACACUACCAGGUUAUAUUUUAACACUUUACCUUAAAUGGGAAAUUAUAAUGUUGUAUAAUUAUAUUCCAGAGUAUUUAUAUUACCCUUAUUUAUCUCUUUUUUUCAUUAUAUUCUAUGUGAAGAAUGAAGUUGUCGAAUCCAAAUGUAUCCACAGAAUGUGUAAUUACUGAUUAAGGAAAGGCAUGAAGACUCGUGAAGUCAAUCGAAAAAGAAACCAGCUGAAGACUGAAUUUUGUGCUACCAGAGUUGGCUGUUAAUGUCACAUUGUAACCCAAGUGCCAAUCCAAGUGCCACCUCGGCAAAGUCCAUCACAUUCCAAAGAUAGCAGCGCACAGAGGUUACUUUGGAUUAAUGUGGAUAAAGUGUGAACAGAGAUAAGGUCAACGCCUCGCAGCAGAGACGCUGAAUGGUGACGGCAGGUAUAGAACACCUCUCAUAGGUUUCUAUAGGUGUGUCUGCAUCUUCAGUUAUCAUUGUUAGAAAUGAACAGAAAUUGUUACAUGGGUGACUUUGUGCUGAAAUUACUUUAUUUGCUCGUUGCAAAGAGAAGGUUUUGUGUUGGAUGCAGUUCGUUGUGAAAAAGAAAAAUGUGUCUUUUUAUACAGAAGACAUGUUGACAUGUCACACACAGGAAAAGCAGAAGGGAAGUUAAUGAGGAAUGAUGUUGGGAAACUUUAAUAGAACGGACAUUUUCACUAACAAAUAUCCUUUUCCUACUCAAGUCAAAAUGUCUGCUGUGGAAAAGGCCUUUUGCGAAAGCCUUUGUUUUCUUUCUGUCAUCACACUAGAUAAGAUGUUGUUACUGUUUCCAGGAAUUUAUUUCAGUGGUGGCAAAUCUCUGCUUUUUAUUAUGUGAUUCACACUGUUGCACUUGAUCAAAGAACCAUCUUUAAACCCAGGGGAGCAGGAAACACAGCUGUGACUCAGCAGUUCCACCAAACAAGUUACUGAGAGGCAAAUAUUGAAGAAUUAAGUAGAUUGUUUCUUUAAAAUCAUUGUAGGAGAGGAAAAGUUGAGAUUACAUCUUGCAAUCAAAGACAGCUUCUGGUCAGCUUUAUUUUUCUAUAAUGUAAAAGUAUUUCAAAAAUGAUGCUGAAUUAUUCUCUGCUGUGUCAAAUCUGGAGAUAAUCAUUACAGUCCAGCUAUUCCUUGCAUUUCUGUGUCCCAAGCUUCUAUAGUAUUUCUGUUAGGUGAUAUAAAAUACCAUCAGUUUGUCCUGCCACUUUCCCAUGAUGCAUUAUGUUCUGUAGCUAUCACAGCCAGCUAGGUGCCAAUCUGUUGUUGUUUGUUUGUUUGUAAAGACGUCCAUAGGGCUUAGGAUCUGUGUGCACUUAAAUUUAAGCAAGUCCAUGUUUGCUGUCUUUCAUAUUUCUUCUGAACGUGAUGUGCCUUGGAAUAAAACGCUUUUGUAAUCUCA
Trematomus bernacchii (emerald rockcod) is the source of this 6359-nucleotide messenger RNA. RefSeq names its product ATPase copper transporting alpha (gene atp7a). Bases 1 to 4545 code for a protein of 1514 amino acids. Gene Ontology annotation, molecular function: copper ion binding; ATP binding; ATP hydrolysis activity. Gene Ontology annotation, cellular component: membrane. NCBI's taxonomy places the organism in Eukaryota, Metazoa, Chordata, Actinopteri, Perciformes, Nototheniidae. The record is from RefSeq and is a predicted model, not a curated record. Gene Ontology annotation, biological process: monoatomic cation transport. The transcript has 22 exons.